AUUGGGUACAAAAUAAAAAACAUCCAUGGAUACUCGCUGGUUUGUCUCCUGCUUUUACUAAAAUGGCACAACCGAUUUGGACUAGUACACCAUUCACAACUAAUGCCGGAGAAUCCGCUCAUGCGAAUAUUAACAGGAAUGGGCAUAAUUUAUCUUUAUUGGCCGCAAUUACUAAGUAUGGCCAAAGAAUUUGA
Messenger RNA from Racocetra persica, 194 nucleotides. The record is from the annotation of a GenBank genome assembly. NCBI's taxonomy places the organism in Eukaryota, Fungi, Glomeromycota, Glomeromycetes, Diversisporales, Gigasporaceae.